This is a messenger RNA of Vespa crabro (European hornet), 5943 nucleotides long. It is a transcript of the gene ninaG, whose product is annotated as neither inactivation nor afterpotential protein G. The record is from RefSeq and is a predicted model, not a curated record. Gene Ontology annotation, molecular function: oxidoreductase activity, acting on CH-OH group of donors; flavin adenine dinucleotide binding. The transcript has 8 exons. Lineage: Eukaryota; Metazoa; Arthropoda; Insecta; Hymenoptera; Vespidae. The coding region runs from base 10 to 1686 and encodes 558 amino acids.
GUUAAAAAUAUGUGGAAUUAUAUUUUGCUAUCUUCCGUGGUACUGAUGUCAUCGUUAUUUUAUCAUUAUCAAUUUAAUAAACCAAUCGGUAUCAUCGAAAAUCCAAAUAGCUAUUAUGAUUAUAUAGUCGUUGGCGCUGGUACGACUGGUUGCGUGAUAGCAUCGCGUCUAUCGGAUCUAUCAAAUACCACGGUGUUGCUCGUGGAAGCGGGUGGUUAUUUCAAUUGGAUGUCGGCGAUGCCGUUGAUGGCCCCGUUGAUGCAAGGGACCAGUUUAGAUUGGGCUUAUAAAACGGAGACACAGAAGUUCUCAUCGCUUGGACUUUGGAGCCACCAACAAUCGUGGCCAAGAGGUAAAGGAUUAGGUGGCACUGGUCAAAUUAAUUAUCUCGUUCACUCUUUCGGGAGGUCCGAGGAUUAUGAAACGUGGCCUAAGGGAUGGUCCUAUGGUGAUUUGAUACCGUAUUUUAAAAAGGUCACGGAAACCAUGAGCGUGACUACCUUUUCAUCGAAUGAUCCAUUAAUUGCGGCCUUUAUGGAGGCCAAACUUUCAAUCGGAUCUAACGACGCUACCUUUCAAAAGGGCAGUUAUACCGUCAAACGUGGAAAUCGAUGGAGUACCUAUCACGCGUAUUUACAAAAUUCAAUAAAAAAUCGCGACAAUCUUCACGUUCUGAUGAACACUCUGGUUACAAAGAUAUUAUUCAAUGAAACCAAAACGAUCGGUGUAGACGUUCUUUAUAAGAAUGCUUCGCGUGGAAAAAUAAACGCGAGAAGAGAAGUUAUUCUUUGUGCCGGUACCGUCAAUACCGUCCAAUUACUUUUGCUUUCUGGUAUAGGACCGAGAAAAGAUCUCAACGAGUAUCAGAUACGAACGGUGAGCGAUCUCCCAGAAGUCGGAAAGAAUCUUUUCGAUCAUAUGAAUGUUCCAGUAUAUGUAAAUCUCAAAGCAUCGGUUAGUCUGACUUUAAGAAAGAUGCAAUCGAUUCAAGAAGUAGCCAAAUACCUUCUCUUCGGAACAGGAUCUCUUUCGUCGAAUCGUGUUUUGGCUACCGCACGCGUAAACAAUAGCGGUAUUAUUCUCUUCGGCGUGGCUUCCACCGAUGAGAAAUUGUUGAAGGACAUUGCUAAUUAUCAAACCGAGACUUUCAGAUCGCUCUUUCCUGCUUACAACGACACUGGCCACGAAGGUUUUCUCUAUCUCGCUACUUGCCUUCAACCAAAAAGUCGUGGAAACAUCACCUUAAAAUCACGAAGUAUUUUCGAUCAACCAAAAAUCGAUCCGGCUUAUCUUCAAAACGACGACGACGUUCAUUGCACUCACAAGGCGAUAAAUUUGGCAUUGGAGACUUUAAAUUCGCGAAAAUUUCGUGAGUACGGAGCUCACGUUCAUUUACCCGAUUUCGAGGAAUGCCGACACUUCAGACAAGAUUACAGAGAUCGGGAUUAUUCCGAAUGCGUUAUGAGAAUCGGUGGAAUUACCAGUCAUCAUCCCUGUGGUAGUUGUAGAAUGGGCACCGACGAUAACGCGGUGAUCGAUGAUAAAUUAAGAGUAAGAGGAGUAAUCGGUUUGCGAAUAAUGGACGCCAGUAUAUUGCCUUCGCCAAUUUCCGGUACACCGAAUUCCGUCUUGAUAGCGAUGGCGGAACGUGCCUUUGACGUAAUCACUGAAAGAACAAGUAAUUAAAAAAUUGUUUCGAUCGUUCAUCGAAAAUCUUCAAAGGUGCUCUCUGUUUAAAAAGGAUCUUCUCGAGGAGCUAGAAAACAAGGAAUAACAUGGGAUCAAUCGAAAAUAGGCUCACUCUCUUGACUUUCAUGUUUUUUGUAAUUUAUAAUUAAUGGUAAAGUUUUUUUUUCUUGUUUUACAGUAAUCGAACAGUUAUUAAUAGUCUAAUUAAAUUUCGAUUAAUUUUAUACAAACAAAAAGGAUUGAUGAGUUACACUCAACGACGAAACACGAACCUCUGCCACCUUUCUGCUCUCUCUCUCUCUCUCUCUCUCUCUCUCUCUCUCUCUCUCUCACUCUUUCUUUCGGGGAUGCGGGUGGGGUGGCUCGGGGGUAAAAGAAGGAAAAGAAAACGAUCGUGAUUACUGAACGUUUCUUCGCGUUUGAAGGAAGAAAGCUUCCUUUUAUCUUUCACCCUAGUGUUCUCUUUCGCAAGGUAUUUGACAAUGGCAGAGCUUCGACGUACAUUUUUUUAUCUUUGUUUCUCUCUUUCUCUCUCUCUCUCUCUCUCUUUCUCUCUAUCUAUCUAUCUUUCUCUCGCUCAUUCAUACUAAUUCUUUCUGAAACGCUCGAACUUUACCACGUCAACUCAAAUUUCACCUUACUUCUUUCUCUGCAUAAUAAAACGCAAUUCCAUUCUGUUAAAUUAACUCUCUCUCUCUCUCUCUCUCUCACUUUGUUUCACUUUCUCUUUUUUACACUUACAUACAACAUUACAACAAAUCCAGAAAUUACACCCGCUCUGUCUCUCGUAUAAAUAAAAUAUCUGUAAUAAUAUAACGCGAAGCUCGUUGCUCUGACAUUUUCGAAGAACUCAAUCGAGACUUUCGUACGAUUCUUUGUCUCCGAGCCCCCCUUUUUCUCAACCCCUAUACGAAGAUGUUCGCGUGUACGGAAAUCCUUUGAAAGAAUUAUCAGGCGGUCACGAUCGUAGCUUUUUCGCCAAUGAAAACGUGACGUCGAUAUAUCCCUUUUAUCCUUCCCUUUUCGAAGUACCCCGAUCCACCCCACAACCCAAAUCCCACGUGAUCUCUCAUUUUUAAUAAUCGUAACGUAAACUUAAUCUUUCAACUUAAAAACAAAAUUGGUAACCACGUAUCCCCGGACAAAACACACCCGACGCUUCUCCUUCGACUCUCUUUCGAAGAAAAAGAAAAGAGAAAGAGAGAGAAAGAGACUAUCAUAUCGUUUUAUCGAUCUAUGAGUACGUAUGUCUCUCUCUGUCUCUUUCUCUCUCUUCCUUUCUCUCUCUCUCUCUCUCUCUCUCUCUCUCUCUCUCUCUCUCUCUUUUUCUCCUACUCUUUUUCUUUCUCCCUCACUUUUUCUCUUUCGCGUUCUAUACACGCGAAGUAGGAAGGAAAUCAAAAACGGAAGAAGAAAGAUAAAAGAAGAAGAAGAAGAAGAAGAAGAAGAAGAGAAAAAAUUAGAAAUAAUAACGCACCGAGAUAUUCCGGUCAUUUUACGUCCGGAAGAAAAUUACAUUGAAAUUGAAAUAAUCGACAUAUAAUUCUCCUCGAUAUUGAUUAUUCGAAGAACAUCGAUUUGAUUAAAGCGAUAUCCUAUGCGGAAUAGACUCGCCUUUUUUUUCUAUAUCUUCUCCCAUUUUAACUUUUAUUCUUAUCGUCGUCUCGAAACGAUCUUUUCGAAUGUUUCAUGAAAAUCGACUAUACGUAGUUAUCCAUUUCUUUUUUCAUUUAAAAUUUCAUAAGAACGAAAAGUCGCUUCGAAACGACCAAGUAUGUUUGACGUAUGUGUGUCUCUUUGUAUCGUGUGUGCCUGCAUAUAUGUGAGUGCGAACGUGGAAAGAAAACUCUCUCAAUCUCUCUCUCUCUCUCUCUCUCUCUCUCUCUCUCUCUCUCUCUCUCUCUCUCUCUCUCUCUCUCCCUCUCCCCGUUGUCGGCGGGAAAUUUGAAAUUCGCGCUCAUUUCUUUAAAUCGUAGUUUUAUUUCCUCGUCGAUCGGCUUCUUUUCGUUUAUUUUUUUCUUGUCUUUUCUUUUUUUUCUUUUUUCAUUUUUAUUAUUUUUUAUUCUUUUUGUAUCUUCUUUGAUUCUUUGUUUCUGCUUAUCUCAUAAUAUAUUAAUCGAGGGGAGAGAAUAAUAAUGUUAUUAUUAUUAUUAUUAUUAUUAUUAUUUAUUAUUAUUAUUAUUAUCAAUAAAUGGUUCUAACGCUCGGUCGCAAUUUGCGGGGCCGCGUUGCGCGUCACGAUAUCGGGGGCAAUUUUUUUCCCAUUUUCUUUUUUUUUUUUUUUUUUUCAUACGUUCGUUCAUUCACUCUCGCUAUCACGCACACCCACACGCACACACACUCUCUCCCACUUUCAUUCUAUUUUUGUAUGUUCUUAUAUUCUAACAAGUACGUCCUUAUCGUUAGAUAUAUAUAUUCUAUAUAUCUAUAUAUCUAUAUAUAUAUAUAUAUAUAUAAUAUAUUUAUAUUGAAAAAAUGAGUGUAUUCUUCUUUUGUCCUUUCUUCAUUUAUAUCAAUAGGAAAUAGUUAAUCGAUUAAUUUGUAAUUGCGUGUAACAUAGACGCGUCCAGCGCAUAGAAACAUAAAUAAAUAAAUAUAAACGGAUGUAUUUACAUAUACUCGGGGAAUUGCUGGUUGGGAAGGAAAGUGAAGGAUGGAAUUCGAUGGUAGAGGUGAAGAGGAGAAAGAAGAGGAGGAGGAAGAGGAGAAAGGGUGACGGAGGGACAAAGUGAGAUUUUGCGUGUGUAUCGUGUGUGGGAGGAUCCUGAUAGUAUAAUUCUUUCCUAUACAUUUAUUAUGUAUAUAUUCGCUAUAUACUACAUUUACGUAUAUAUUAUAUUUAUGUUGUCCAUGUGUGUGUGUGUGUGUGUGUGUGUUUGUGUGCGUGCGUGUUCGUUUGUCAGAGUACAUGUCAUGUGUGUUCUUACAAUUAGAGACCAUAGAAAUAGUGUCUCCAUGAGAAAAAUGACAAUAAUACUCCUCUUUUAUUUGCUCUUUUCCUAUGAUUAUCAAAGAAAGAAAAGUUGUUCGAAAAUUAUGAAUGGUUUAUGAGUUUCGUUUCUUUUCAUGUGUAUGUAAGGUAAGUGUGUUUUCUUGUGUAUUGCGAUACAUCCGCUUAACGCGGUGAGAUUGAGGUAGAAGCGGUUUCGUAUACUUAUUUUAUAUGUCAUUAUUUAAAUGCAGGUUUUAUGUAUAUAUGUACUAUUUAUAUACCGAUGGUCGCCACGUGAUUCUCUUUGCAGGUACGAACGAUGAAUUGGCGUAUAAUCGCGCUUGUGCGUGUGUUAGUGUCUGUGUUUUGAGAUGAGGGACAAAUGGGGGGAAAAAAAUAAAACACGCUCUCCACGAUCUUUUGAUUAAAAAAAAAAAAAAAAAAAAAAAACAAGAAAAAAAAAGAUAAAAAGAAAAGAAAAUUAAAGUAAAAAAAAAAAAAAAAGAAGGAAUCGAACGAAAAACACGCUUUUUUGAUGAACUCAAAAUCGAUAACAUCUCGAAAUCAAAAGAGCAUUGUAAAAUUUCGAUAAAAUGAAAAUAAAUGUGGUUCGUGCUAAAAAAGAAAACAUAAAAAGAAAAAUAAAAAAAAAAGUAAAGAAAAGGAAAUGUUUCGUUUUUUAAGCAAAAAUUUUAAAGAAAAUAGAGAUGCGUUUAGAACAAGCUUAAGGAUUUGUGUAAAUUUGAAGCAAUUAAAUCUAAAAGCGAGGAUAAGGAGAUUUUCGACGCGUCUAAAAGGAAUUAGUGAUUUUUUUUUAUUCUUUUUUAUUUUUUUUUUUCUUUUUUUUUUUUUUUCUUUUGGAAAAUCGUGCAAAGCAUCUCGGUUCGGCAGUGUAAAGAAUGCCAGGAUGAAAAAAGAUUGUCAUGAAUUUUGAAAAGAGUCGAACGUACAACACACACGUUCGGGUCGAGAUCGAGAGGAAAUCGAUCAUCGAAAAAUGAAAUUGAGACGAAAAAAAAAACGAUUCGAAGAUCAUUCCUCGCGUGCGUCGUUUGUUUCUUUUAUCAUUCAAUCGAUACUAAAUUUUCGAUCUUUUUCAUCGUCAUAAACUCUCUGGCGAUAGUAAACGACGAAAAAAAAAAAAGAGACAAAGUUUCAAAGUUUAUUCGGGCGACGACGUUUUUGUUUUUUAUUUUUUGUUUCUUACGAAUAAGACGAACAAGUAAGUAAUUUAAUGUGAAUGAACGAACACCGACAGCAUCCUCAUUUUUCUCUUUCUCUCUCUUUUUUUCCUUUUUUUUUUUUUUUUUUUUGUUUUUAAG